This is a messenger RNA of Cinclus cinclus, 462 nucleotides long. It is a transcript of the gene SAYSD1, whose product is annotated as SAYSVFN motif domain containing 1. Lineage: Eukaryota; Metazoa; Chordata; Aves; Passeriformes; Cinclidae. The transcript has 2 exons. The record is from RefSeq and is a predicted model, not a curated record. Bases 13 to 462 code for a protein of 149 amino acids.
CGCGGCUAGGUCAUGGCGGCGGCCGUGGAGCGGCGCCUCGCCCAGUUCCGCGCCGCCCGCGGCAGCGCUGCCGCCUCUCCCUGCCCCGCCGAGCCGCCGGGAAAGGCCGCGACUCCGGAAGCCGCUGAGGGACCGCGGGCAGCCGCGGUGGGCCCGGGCGGCGGCGCUCAGGUCCGUGCCGGCGCGGCGGCGGCUCCGGUGUGGGCGCGCCCGCUGCUGCUGAAGGUGCUGCUGUGGGCCGUGCUGCUGGCGCUGUUCGCGGAGCUGGAGCUCGGCCUGCCCUUCUUCAUCCUCUCCCUUCUCUACUGGAUGUACGCCGGCACCCGCGGCCCCGGCGAGAGGCGGCCCGGCGAGCUCAGCGCCUACUCCGUGUUCAACCCCGGCUGCGCCGCCAUCGCCGGGACGCUGACGGCCGAGCAGCUGGAGCGGGAGCUGCACUGCCGGCCCGCGGCGGGCAGGUAG